Daldinia vernicosa is the source of this 1037-nucleotide messenger RNA. RefSeq lists its product as uncharacterized. The record is from RefSeq and is a predicted model, not a curated record. The coding region runs from base 158 to 979 and encodes 273 amino acids. The transcript is spliced from 3 exons. NCBI's taxonomy places the organism in Eukaryota, Fungi, Ascomycota, Sordariomycetes, Xylariales, Hypoxylaceae.
UCCGCCUACCGACGUGCCUACUAACUUCCCUUAUGCUAAAGCGAUGAUCAUAUCGAAAUUAUUAAACAAAAAAAAGACUUUUGACAUUUUUAAUGAAUUGAUUAUCUAGAUCUGUAGAAGAAAGCGUUUUAGGCCUACCUACCAAUAUCCUAAUGUGAUGCCAAACUCAGGAUUCUCCGGAUAUGCUACAUUUUCGGACUUCAUUGCCACGGAUCCUGAGCUGUCAAUAUACAGGACGUUCAUAGCGCUCAACUCACGCAACUUGCUAUAUCAGCAAUCAGAGCUCAUAGCUUUAGAGCGAAAGUUCGAAGAAUUUGAUGAGUGCGAUAACAAGGAAUCCAAUCUUGACAUUCUUUUGUCAGCAAAAUGCUGGGAGACAUUCGCGGCGAGGACGGCAGCGAAUAAACCCCACGAGGCAGAACGAAUGGAGGCCAUUAAGGACAUGCAGACUAAGCUGAAAGUAUAUCACGAGGCGCUUCUAUUGCACAGUCAAAUAUUAAAACUGUCUACCCCAGGUCAUCGAGCGUUUGGAGCUUUCCGUGGCUGGUUCGAUAACGAGCGGCCAUUUGUCGGGUACGGGAGCGACUUAUUAACAAAUCAAAACGACUUCGCAGCUCUUCAAGUGUCCACGGAUCAGGAUUUCCUAUCAAGCACACUGCAAGACCUUGGCGGAAGAAUAUUCCCCGGCACUCGACACGAGACAGCACCUGAAAUCAAAUAUUACUCCGCGAAGAAUGUCUCGCGUCUGGUUACGACUAGCACGGUAUUCCUAGCUUCUCUAGUCAUCAACGGUGCCAUCGUUGCCCUUUAUGUUGUCAAAGAUGAGCAUGUUAGGCUGGGCAUGAUUACCCUCUUUACAAGUCUUUUCGCAACUAGUUUAGCGGUGUUAACAGAUGGGCGGAGGACAGAUAUUGUCCUGGCUACGGCAGCUUGCGCGGCGGUAUUGGUGGUAUUUGUUUCUACGAGCGAGAGUGGUUGAGGGGUUGUUCAGACUUUAGAUCAGACAUCCGGGGCAAAGGAUACUUCCUAUAGUCGAG